AGUCACGAAUAUAACACAAAUAUUGACUAAAUGUGCUAGAGAGUAUCGAAGAAGGAAAGGCGGAGGAAAAGGGGCAGUUUCAAUAGUGGCGGAUCAUAGUCAUGAAGCGGGUUACGAGUGUUAAGGGUGUAAGAUUAUAAAAUUGACUGAAAAAAUACAAAAGAAAAGGAUUAUGUGUGUGAGUGAGCAAAUGUGUUAAUCAACGAUAAAAAAAGUUAUGUGUUGCUACGGUUGUAUCCCUCAAACUUAUCUUAGUUAUUCAACUCUUUCUAAUUUAAAACAUAUUUUGUCAGCAUGCGUAAUGAAAUUAUCUAAAUAGACCUCUAUAAUUAUGACUUUUACCGAUGUUGACAAUAAUAAUCUGUUUAACGUUUGUUUUUUCAUAGUUUGGUGUAGUUUCUGACAGUUUUUUUGUUUCAUCUGACUUGAUACGCUUAUGAAUUCUCUUUUUUAUUUACAAAUAAAUUGAUUUUUCUGGAGCUUAAAGACAUAAACAAAUGGAGCUAUUCGAAGCGUUCAUUUCACAAACUUUCUAUAAAUACUAGUAGAUUCGUUUCGUAUUAAAUUAAUCAGUAUUAUUGAUAGGUUAUCUCUCCCAAGUAUUGACAUAAAAUAGACGAAACGAUUCUGAUUUCAUGAAAAAUUGACAAUCGAAAAAUAAAGUGUUAAUUGAUCACUGUAUUGAAAUACAUUAAUACUAGAUAAAUGUUUGUAUACCUUAUGUACAUAUUGUGUAUUCAAAGAUGAAGCGAUUAAAAAGAAGUUGCGAAAUAAUCAAGUGAUUAGUAAGGAGUACUUAGAUUCAGAUUAAUAACUUUGUAAAUGAAAAUACAGAUAUAAAAGUGUCAUAUCGAAUUCGUUUUGUAUUUGUCAUCAGACACUCAAUUUUUGGUGUUUCAAUUUAGAAAAUUCUUAAUAUCAAAAUAAGAAUUAAUUAAUUAGAAAAAAAAUGCUUGUUGAAAAUGAAACUAUUAAGGCAGAUAGCAAAAGACUGAUACAAAUAUUAUCGUAAUGCAGAAGGAAAGAAACACUAAUCAACUCUGCGUUCACAAUAUGUAUAAACCUAUAACAAGGAUUCAACUCGAUGAUUUCUAACAGAAUGCAAUUAUGAUGGCGACUACACUAUCGAAAAGACUUCCACUAUUCAUGACAGCAUUAAGUCAAGAAGACAAUCAGGCAUAGAAAAAUACACCUAUUGUCUCAUUGUUUCCGCAAAUGAUAAUCAUAAAUUGUUGAAAAAUGUAUGCUGCUGCAGGAGGAACUAGCGUUGCUAAUCGAAGAAAACAGAAGCAAAUCAGCAAACAACGACCUUCACAAAUUUUGAACGGCCCAAAAACUUCGCGUGGUAGAUAUAUUGCCGAGUCAGGAUUGUGUAUCUCAAAAAAUGCAAGAAGCCACACGCUUGCACAGCAGAAUUUAGUCGUAUCUCAACAAUCUCACUAUUCUGCACCAUCAUCCACAUUUUACAAUUUUUCCCAGGUUAAUCAUCGAAAUCAUACUCACAAUCUCCACUAUUUUAAACAUCGAAGACUGAUUGCUGAAAAAGUGAAGCUACAUCGUUUUCUGGCACCUCCGCUUUCGCCGAUUCAAUUUUCCAUAUCACCACCACCACUCUCAUUGGAGUCGACAACCUCCACCACGCAUCCAUUAAAAUUCAACAAUUUUCCAUUUCCACCGCCAUCAUUUUUUGAUUUAAGAAUAUCGUCUUCCACUUCUGAAAUACAGUCCGUAAAUAUCAGAUUGCCACUACUUAUUCGGAGCUUCUAAAGAUAUCAACAUUAGUUUGUUAAAUGAGGAUUUAACCUAAAAACAAGACGGAGAAAUAAUAAUGAUUGUUUACA
This is a messenger RNA of Cotesia glomerata, 1841 nucleotides long. RefSeq lists its product as uncharacterized. The transcript has 4 exons. Lineage: Eukaryota; Metazoa; Arthropoda; Insecta; Hymenoptera; Braconidae. The record is from RefSeq and is a predicted model, not a curated record. Bases 1240 to 1767 code for a protein of 175 amino acids.